GAAAACAAACCGGAAGAGUCCUUUCUUUUUUGUUGUUGUAUAUUCCGGAUACUCCUCUUCAUUACGAACACCUGUGGGAACCGUGUACGUUUCUUUCUCCUCGCUCAGAGUAAAACCGCGGCGAUAAUGUUCGAGUGUCGGCGGCUCUGUGUGUGACAAAUAGCGGGCAGAGGGAGUGAUGGAGACGGCGGCGUCGGUGUUCGGCUGAGUCAGACCCGCUCCGCUGCACCAUGAUCCCCGUGCCUCUGCUGGUGUUUGUGAUGGCAGCCUGGUGCGCUGUGUACCUGGCUGACACACUGCUCAAGUCGUCAGCGACGUACCGGAUCGGCUACGAGUCAUGGCUGGCGAGUCACGGACUCGCACUCUCUCCGUUCCACGUGAGGUGGCAGACCACCGUGUUCAACCGGCUGUUCGCGUACUGCGCCCGUAUCAAUCCCGGAGCUCUGUACCUGUGGUUCACCAGUGGACUGGUGUUUGGCAUCGUGGCCAUGCUGGGGUCCGUGGUGCUACUGGUGAGGACGCUGCAGCAGACGCUCACUCAGAUGACCACCAACAAUCCUCGUGUCGCAAGCCAGCAGGCCCUGCAGGUGGUGGUCCCAGGAGUUAAUCUGCCCACCAAUCAGCUGGCCUACUUCUUCAGCGCUCUGCUGCUCAGCGGAGUCAUACAUGAGCUGGGCCACGCUGUGGCAGCACUGAGGGAGCAAGUGCGAGUAAAUGGCUUUGGCAUGUUUGUGUUCGUGGUUUACCCCGGUGCCUUCGUGGACCUCUUCACCUCUCACCUCAACCUCAUAUCGCCCACGCAGCAGCUCCGCAUCUUCUGCGCCGGCGUUUGGCACAACUUUGUUCUGUGUGUGGCGGCGUUGGCGUUCCUCUUCCUGUUGCCCGUGUUUCUAUUUCCUGUGUAUUCCACUGGAGGUGGAGCUCUGGUCAUCGAGGUCGUGCAGGGCUCGGCGGCCGAUGGUCCUCGGGGUCUGUCGGUCGGAGACAUUGUGACGGGGCUGGAGGACUGUUCCGUCACCGGAGUGGAGGACUGGAACCGCUGUCUGUCCCACCUGUCUCGCACACCUCAGACCGGCUACUGUGUCCCCACGUCCAGCCUGCAGCCCAGCUGGGCUCAUGGGAGACCUUACAGGCGUCUGGAUGGAACCAUGGACUGCUGCAGCAACAACAGCCUGACAGAUCUCUGCUUCUCCUUCAUGAACCCACAGAGCAAGAGCAGCGUAGAGAAGGAGUACGCCUGCGUGCCGGUGCGUAAGAUGGUGACGGGGACGCGUUUGUGUCGCACGGACGACGACUGCGGCGCGCACUCCCGCGGCGCCGCCAUCUGCGUCACGCCGUCUCUGGAAAACCAGACGCGCUUCAUCCGCGUCACGCACCCUCCCAACACGCACAUGCUGUUUGUGGGUUACCCGCCGCACCUUCAAUACGCUGUGAGUUUGACCAACUUUGUCCCUCGCUUUGGUUUCCUCCACCUGGAUCUGCCCGUCUUCCUGGAGACCUUCUGCAAAUACGUGGUGUCCCUCUCUGGCGCGUUAGCCGUCGUCAACUCCGUGCCGUGCUUCGCCCUGGACGGGCAGUGGAUGCUGAACGCUCUGUUGGAGGCCACGCUGGUCUCCGUGGUAACGGACCGCCAAAAGCGCGAGCUGAUUGGCUUCUUCCUGUUGCUGGCGGGCAGCGCUCUGCUGGCCGCUAACGUGGCGCUGGGCCUGUGGAUGGUCACAGCGCGGUAACCACAGUUUAAACAAAAACAAACAGCCGACCAUUAGACUGUGAACUUACAGGGAACAAACUCUGCUGUUAAACCCAAAACUGGACAAACAGGGAAACAAAAAAAGAUUAAUUUCUUCCACCUUUUUGCCGCUAUGUUCACAAAAGCACAUGAAUACAGAUAAAUAAAGCACCUGCUGUGCUCCAUCCUGUGUGACUGUUUACAAAGACUCUAAUGUGUUUGGGUUUGACUGAAAAACCAACUUGGAUUUUCAAAAAAAGCAAGAAAAAGAAAAGCCAUAUUUUCCCUACAUUUGUUUUUUAAAAAGCCUUAUUUAAUUGGACAACGCAUGGUAAUAACUAUGAUUUACUACCAUGUACACGAUGAUAAAGUGAUUGAUGAAGGUUUUGUAAUAACUGAAACAAACCAAAAAAAAGUAAGUUUUUACUCUCUUGGCCUCUGACUGUCUGUGCUCAAAACUGUGGAAUAAACAACUGGUUUUAUUUAAA
This is a messenger RNA of Solea senegalensis (Senegalese sole), 2217 nucleotides long. It is a transcript of the gene mbtps2, whose product is annotated as membrane-bound transcription factor peptidase, site 2. Gene Ontology annotation, biological process: membrane protein intracellular domain proteolysis; regulation of response to endoplasmic reticulum stress. The record is from RefSeq and is a predicted model, not a curated record. Gene Ontology annotation, molecular function: metalloendopeptidase activity; protein binding. Lineage: Eukaryota; Metazoa; Chordata; Actinopteri; Pleuronectiformes; Soleidae. The transcript has 11 exons. The coding region runs from base 231 to 1730 and encodes 499 amino acids. Gene Ontology annotation, cellular component: membrane; cytoplasm.